UGGGCACAGGUGGGUGGCACUGGUGGGCACAGGUGGGUGGGCACAGUGGCACAGGUGGGUGCACUGCUGGGGCACAGGUGGGGGGCACUGCUGGGCACAGGUGGGGGCACUGCUGGGCACAGGUGGGUGCACUGCUGGGCAUGGGUGGGGGGGCUAGUGGGCGCACUGCUGGGCGGAACUUUCCGGGUGUCACUGCUGGGCACCGAUCAUCAGGGCACUGAUCAUCAGUGCCCUGAUGAUCGGUGCCGAUCCCCGCUCUGACAACUGCCGGUUCUUGGCAGUACUUUCCUCACGAUCUGACAGCGUGAGGAAAGUGCAGCCGAGAACCGGCACUUGCAU
This is a messenger RNA of Staurois parvus, 339 nucleotides long. Lineage: Eukaryota; Metazoa; Chordata; Amphibia; Anura; Ranidae. The record is from the annotation of a GenBank genome assembly.